CUUUUUGCACCCCACGCAUCUUGGAAAGAUCAUUUAGCAAUCAGUUGGGAUUUUCAUCAAUUUCAUGGAAUUGAUAAAAUUAAACAAGCUUUGGAAGUUCAAUCAAAAAAUUUUAAGAUUUCGAAGUUUAAGUUUCAUAGCACAAACGACAAAUUCUAUAAGGAAGGAUUUAGGAUUGCUGCUGUUGCAGGAUCAGAUCCGGUGAUCCAAUAUAUUGAAGUAUUUUUUGAUGCAAAUAAUGUAUUUGGACAAAUCUCAGGUAUGAUAAAGUUGUUAUCAACUACCAAAGGUCUCAAAGCUUAUGGAGUCUAUACCGCCUUAGAGUCAAUUAAUGGAAAUGAGGAAUACUUGGGUGAAAGAAGACCAAAGGGAGUUGAUCAUGGUCAACACGUAAGCAGAACAUCAUGGUUAGAUAAGAGAGAUGAAAGAUUUGUGUGGGGAGAGGACAAACAACCAACAGUACUUAUCAUCGGAGGUGGACAAGGUGGGCUUAAUUUAGCUGCAAGACUUAAGGUUAUGGGGAUUUCUCAUUUAAUUAUUGAGAAAAAUCCUAAAAUUGGUGAUAAUUGGAGAAAUAGGUAUAAAUUUUUGGUAUUACAUGAUCCUGUUUGGUAUGAUCAUAUGGCUUAUAUCAAUUUUCCAGAGACAUGGCCAAUUUUCACACCAAAAGACAAACUCGGUGGUUGGUUUGAAAGUUAUGCCGAAUCUAUGGAAUUAAGUUACUGGACAAACAAGAGUGUUACUGGAUCUUCGUUUGAUGAAACCAGUAAAGAAUGGACAGUGAAAAUUGUUGAUAAUGAAACUGGCGAAGAAGUUCAACUUCAUCCUAAACACUUGGUUAUGGCAACGGGUCAUUCUGGGGAACCCAAUAUUCCACAUUUUAAAGGUGAGGAGAAUUUCAAGGGAGUUAUUGUGCAUUCAUCAAAGUUUAAGAGUGGGAAACCUUUUGCCGGUAAGAAUGCCUUAGUUAUUGGUUGUUGCAAUUCCGGACAUGAUAUUGCCCAUGAUUUAUAUGAACAAGGGGUUAAUGCAACUAUUCUUCAGAGAUCAAGUACUUGUGUGAUCACUUCUGAAAAUGGUUUACGGAUCACAAAUGUAGGUACUUUUGAACAAGAUGGACCACCGGUAGCAAUUGCGGAUAUUAUUGCACACUCAAGUCAUAUUAAACUUCAGAAUUUAAUUCAACAGCAACACUUCAGACAAGCAGUAAAAGAAGAACCAGAAUUUUAUGAAUCACUUGCUAAAGCUGGCUUUAAUCUUGAUGCUGGUUUUGGAUCAACUGGAUUAUUUGGAAAAUACGUUCGAAGAGGUGGAGGUUACUACAUUGAUGUUGGUUGUAGUAAGUUGAUUACUGAAGGGAAAAUUAAAAUCCGACUGGGAGUUGAAAUAGAUAGCUUUGGAGAGAAUAGUGUAACCUUAUCAGAUGGUUCGGUUAUUAAUGAUUUAUCUAUAGUUGUUUUAGCUACAGGAUAUUCCAAUAUGAAAGAUUCAGCCUUCAGAAUUACUGAUGAGAAGGUAGUUAGCAAAUUAAACCCAGUUUGGGGAUUAGAUGAUGAAGGAGAAUUGAAGACUAUUUGGAGACAAUCUGGAUACCCAGGAUUUUGGUUUAUGGGAGGAAACUUAGCUCUUUCUAGAUAUUUCUCCAAGAGAUUAGCUUUACAAAUUAUUGCCUACGAAAAGGGAUUCUUAUAGGUGAAAUAAAGUUUCUAUAUAAAAAGCUUAUUAUGUUAGUCGAUAUUGUGUACUGAAAUUUAGAUCUAACAUUAGACAAGAAUAGUUAAUAAAUGGAUGUGAU
Molecule: messenger RNA, 1795 nt
Organism: Scheffersomyces amazonensis
Lineage: Eukaryota; Fungi; Ascomycota; Pichiomycetes; Serinales; Debaryomycetaceae
Exons: 1
Coding region: 262-1692 (476 amino acids)
Molecular function (GO): monooxygenase activity; flavin adenine dinucleotide binding
Source: RefSeq, a predicted model, not a curated record